AUGCAGAAGGUGACGUGGAACAGCCAGUUGCUGUUGCUGUUCCACCUGGGUGCGAGCGAACAACUAGGAGUCUGCACGCUGCCCCAGCACUGGGAAAAUUCACCGACGCCCGCCAGAUCGGGAGAGAAGCAUACUUAUCCAGCUUCCGGCGUAAUUCCCAAGCACCACGUGUUCUCUUCGAGGGAGUCUGGAAAGCGGAGACGCCAGGUGCUUGAAACGGUGGUAGACUUUGAGGAUAUGUUGGAUAUACAAGUCAUGAUGAAGCCCAUCGUUAUGAGCCCACUCUGUGGCGGACACUUGGUGUGGGAUGAGCGUGUAGGGAAGCUGACUAUGUGGUGUCAGUAUAAAGAUCGGACGACAUGGAGGUGGUUGUUGAGGGCGCCGAGAGUGACCGCUUCUACAUUCCGAGUGGAGGUUGACAUGGCUGAGUUGGCUGGUCAAAUUAAACUGCUUAUUGCUCGACCCGGACCAGCGCCAAAAAUUGAGCAGAGAACAGUUGCUACAGAGCUUGGAGAGAAACGUCUCUUUAUCGCGACAAAAAAGCAGCAGAAUAGAGGCCCGGCGGGAUAUCAGCUGCCGUGGAGAUUACGCUGGAAAGCAGCUCAGGAACAGAGGGGAUUGGUAGGGCGGGGAAUCUCGUGUGGGAAAACGAAGGCUGCCAGAGUGACUUGCCGUAUCGCUGACCUCAACUUGCGUUCAGGGAUUCAAGACACAUUUCAAUCAUCAACUCGGAUCGAAACGGUCAAACAUGCCCCGUCCUCUCGUUGGCAACUCUUAAAUUUAUCUUCUAAUCUCGAGGGCGCCUUGGAAGUGGGCGCGCUAGGUGCCUGA
Messenger RNA from Cantharellus anzutake, 831 nucleotides. RefSeq lists its product as uncharacterized. The transcript has 4 exons. NCBI's taxonomy places the organism in Eukaryota, Fungi, Basidiomycota, Agaricomycetes, Cantharellales, Hydnaceae. The record is from RefSeq and is a predicted model, not a curated record. Bases 1 to 831 code for a protein of 276 amino acids.